AUGCCGGACCGGCCAAGGUCAAGCCCGACUUGGUACGUAACUCCGAUCCCGAUCCCGAUCCAAUUCCAAAUUCCAAAUUCCAGUUCCUCUCCUCAAAAAGUCCUCACCCCCCCUUGUCCUACGCAGACUUUUGGAAUGAAGAACAAGAAAGGGGGUAAAGGUCAACAAAAAGUCGCCUUGUUGCAACAACAGGCCGCGCAAAAGGGGAGGACCGAAGAGGCGAAAGAAAAGGAUCGACAAAAGGCCGCCCUCGCAGCGAAAAAGGCCGCCGAUGCCCAAAAGAAGGACGAACUGGCGAAUCUGUUCAUACCGAUCGAUAUCGUACAACCCAAAGUACCGUUUGGAGUCGGUCAGUCUAGCCCAUGGCGCCUAGCGUCAGGCAUAGUCGAGAACGCCGCGAACCCGCUUUCGAAACUGAUCGGCUGAUUGCUGGUUCCGACUACCUCGUUCGCUAGACCCGAAAACUGUUUUAUGCGCCUUCCACAAAGCGGGUCGAUGUCAGAAAGGUAAGGUCCCCUUCUGAUCGUGCUUGAUCGAAGUUUCCCGUUCCUCGCUGACGGCGCUCCGUGCGCGCACCGCCCCCCCCCACUCGGCAGGUACCAAGUGCAAGUUCUCCCACGACCUCAACCAAGACCGAAAACAACAGAAAGCCUCCAUCUACGCCGAUCAACGCGAUGAGAACAAGGAGACCGGUCAGUAAUCGUACUCGGAGGCAUAUCGCCUCGGUCCCCCGAGUCCCCAUUACUCACCCGAGCUCGUUCACGCGCACCCUCUCUGCGCAGACACGAUGGACAAGUGGAACGACGAGAAACUGCAGCAGGUUGUGAGUAAGAAGGGGAACCCACUCGCGACGACCGAUAUCGUUUGCAAGGUCAGUCUCAGAGAGAGAGAGAGCAUUCGAGUUCAACGAAACCUUCCCACUGUUUUCUGACGGUUCCCACCUGCUUCUUCCCGUCCGCCCUCGUCAGCACUUUAUCGACGCCGUCGAAACGGGCCGCUAUGGUUGGUUUUGGGAAUGUCCCGACGGGGGUGACGCGUGCAAGUACCGUCAUGCCUUACCACCCGGUUUCGUACUCAAAUCUCAACGCAAGAAGGAAGAAGAAGACUCCAAGAGGAAAGAGAUCACGUUGGAAGAUUUCAUCGAGGUCGAACGGCACAAAUUGGACCAAUCCAAAUUGACGCCGAUUACGAAAGAAUCGUUUGCGGAAUGGAAGAAGAAUAGGGUUAGUAAGAAGGAGGCAGAAGCGGAAUUGGUCAGGGCCGCCAAAUCGACCACGUUCGCACAGGGCAAGGCGACGGGAAUGAGUGGCAGGGAUUUGUUCUCGUUCAAUCCGGAUUUGGGCAUGGAUUCGGAGGACGAGGAGGAGGAUGGGGAGGAGGAGGAUUGGGAUAUUACGUUGUUGAGGAUCAGAAGGGAGAGGGAGGAUCGGUUGGAGGAGAUGGAACGGAUUCGAAGGAUGGGUGGCGAUUUUGAGCAGAUGGACAUCAAGGAGGAAAAUGAGGACGGCGAUGCGGCGAAGGAGGAUGAAAAGGCAGAAACAUGA
Messenger RNA from Microbotryum saponariae, 1544 nucleotides. NCBI's taxonomy places the organism in Eukaryota, Fungi, Basidiomycota, Microbotryomycetes, Microbotryales, Microbotryaceae. The record is from the annotation of a GenBank genome assembly.